Molecule: messenger RNA, 4347 nt
Organism: Porites evermanni
Lineage: Eukaryota; Metazoa; Cnidaria; Anthozoa; Scleractinia; Poritidae
Source: the annotation of a GenBank genome assembly
AUGGGUGACAAGCUAUCGGUGAGUGAUAGUGUAACUAAAGUUUAUCAAGCUGCUCGUGAUGGUUCUUCUGAUCUGACCGAUCUUUUAAAGCGGCUGAAACCUGAACAAAGAAAAACCGCUUUGGAAACAAAAACUAAAGAUGGCAGCCAUUUUGUCACUCCUCUCAUCAUCGCUGCUCACAAUGGACAUCUGAAUACUGUGAAAAUUCUUCUGGGAUAUGGAGCAGACAUCGAGACUCGAGGAACGCUGAAGAUAGAGAACGAUGUUAUAAAGGGUUGUACACCUUUGUGGGCCGCUGCUGCUUCUGGUCAUCUUAAUGUUGUGAAACUGUUAAUCGAACGAAAUGCAGAUGUUGACGGCAGAACAUCGACGGAUUCGACUCCUUUGAGGGUUGCUGCCCAUGAUGGACACCUUGACGUUGUGAGAUGUUUGGUUGAGAGGGGGGCAGAUGUGAAUGCACGCAAUCAGUAUAAAGGCACUCCUAUAAUGGCAGCGUUUGACUAUGGCCAUUCAAGUAUUAUAACUUAUCUUAUUAACAAAGGCGCCUUUGUGGAUCUACAAGCCAACGAUGGCAACACUGCACUUCACUACGCUGCUGAAGGGGGCUACUUGGAGGUAGUCAGUCAACUUUUGGCUCAUGGAGCAUCACAACUGCCAAAUAAUCAAGGUUUAACACCACUUCUCUAUGCCUGUGAAAACUGUUCCAUUGAAAUCGUGAAGUAUCUUAUCAAAAGACCGGAAUGUACAAAGGAACAGAGAAUUGAUGCUCUUGAACUUCUUGGUGCCACCAUUGCUAAUGAUAAAUAUCGUGACAUUAAGAAAGCUUAUAGUUACAUGAAACGAGGAAUGGAGAUGAGAUACGAAGACCCGGUACAUCCAUCGCUUAAAAAGAAAAUGGAACCUGUGGAAGCUUAUCAAAAUAGAAAAGAGAGUCAAACUUUAGAGGAACUAGCUCUGUUAGAAGGUGAUGAUCAUGCUAUCGGCAUGGAAGGACUUAUAAUCAGAGAGAGAAUCCUUGGGCCUGACAAUCCAGCUAUUCUGUAUGACAUCAGCCUCCGGGGAGCUGUUUUAGCUGACUCUGAGGAGUACGAGCUUUGUUUUGGUUUGUGGAAACGAGCGAUGGAGAAAGCCAUGAACAACGAUGUUUCCAUAAUAAAAUUUCUCGAAAACUACACAGGUGUACUUGGAGAAAUGGCACAAAAAAGAAAACUUUUAAGACCAAACUUCAUUCAAGACGCAUUCGAAAUUCUAGUUGCUGGAAGUGAGAAACGGACAGAAAAAUUACAAGAGGGACAUGAAAGCGAGGAACAAGAAAAAAUGCUUUAUUAUGCUCUCUAUCUUUUGAUGAUAUACACCAAAGUUAAAGUUCAAAAUGCCAACAUGACUGACGUUCUUCAAAGAUUCCUGCGUUUAAACCUUAGUUGCAGUGAUGGAAAUACUCUUCUGCACUUAGCUGCGUGGCACGAAACUCCAAUUAAAGAAGACAAUGUUCGAGGAGUGUGCAAGCUUCCCUGUGUUGAGACCGUGAAGCUUAUUGUACAUGCAGGGUGUGAUGUAAAUGCCUUUAACACCGAGGGAAACACACCUCUCCAUCUAGCUGUGAAGUAUAAACCUGCUGAGCCUGAAGAUGUCGAGAUUUUGAGAGAAAUGCUGCUGUUGUUGUUAGAUAUCGGUGCAGAUCCAAAGCAAGAAAACAAAAAUGGUCAAACACCACUGGACAGCUGUGAAACGGACGAGGCUCGUAGGAUCCUGUCCGAGAAAAGAGGACUCAGUGCCAUGAACGUCGACGUCGGGGAUGUAAGUAUUAUUAACAUAUUAUAAUUUUGUAAAAUCAUUCAGUUCUUUGUCACGAAAUGAGAGAGUACUUACUUCCGCGCCGCAGUAUGUUGUGUUUAUGAAAAUACGUCUCGCUUGUCUGACCUUCCCUAUCUGAACGCCUGGAACAAGCUGAAAUUCUAAAGUCGUCUCUGUUUGAAUGAAACGAUCCAUUUCAUUGAUAGUGGCAUGUACAAAAGGCUCAUAGAUUAUGCUAUAUGAUAUAACAAGCGUGUAGUUUUUAAGCGGCCCAAUUGUUUCUCCGGUCAAUUUACUGACUAAGAACUGUUAUGAACCGUUCGAUUGACGUUUGCGAAAAAGAAUUCACACUGAAUUCAAAGUUUUCCAAAUAAGAAGUUCAAAGAACAAAUUAAACUGAAAAGCGUCGGGCUAUCACUAACACAUUUUUGUAAAUAUCUUUCACCUGCGGGGGAAAGGGAGUUUUACCAAUUUCCUGUUUCAUUUUUCCCCUCACACCGUCUCUGCCAUUUUUUUGCCUCCUUCCACUGAAUAGAGAGCCUGGGGACCAGCUACAUAAGUGCCGAUUUCGUGACGGAUUUAUGACAGAUCGUGGUUUAGACGAUGCUAACAAAAAAAAAAAACAGUUUAAAUAGUUUAGGAUAUAGUGCGUUUAUAAUUGUACUAAAUUACUUUGGUAUCAUCUGAGGACGCAUGUCUUGCUCUAUUCUCAAAGGCUAGGAAAAUCGGAAGUGGAAAUGAAGAGAGGAAAGAAGGAGGAGGAUUUGUUCCUGGAACAGAAAAAGAUGCUAAUGAAAACACGCAAAAGGAGACUGAAACAAAGGAAAUAUCAGGUAUAUAAGAGAAUCUAAUUAAGGGAUUUGUGUAAUCAAAUGGUGACGAGUGAAAUUAGGGAAUAAUUUCACUCGUCACCAUUUGAUUACACAUACUAAUUGGUUAAAACAAAUAAUUGUACCCAGGAUCAAUGAGCUUCACUGAUGAGCCGUUAGCUACCAUUUUAGGUGAGGUGGAAAGAGAGAGUGUGUUUUAAACAGAGAGACUGGGGCUAAUGGCCCCAUAUGGUGGAUCCCUCAUCGUUCAAGGCGGUAGAAGAUAUUUGGACUGUUCUCACAGUCGGGACAUAAUACAUGUAUGAUUAACAAAAAAUAAACAACAACAAUUUAAAACAAUCAAACGAGAUGCAAUUUGUGUUUGUAAAUAAAAGAAAAAUAAAGCCAUCCCCCAGCCUAUGAGUGUAACCAAGAGAAAAACAGGAGAGGAGACUUAAUAUCCUAUACAGAAGUAAAAAAAAUACCAAGUGCAUUAUUAAGUGGAGAUCAAACACAUUGGUCUAAAAUAAAAAUAAAUUUAUUUAAAUUGAGAUUAGUUCCCCUUUAGAAUGAGGCAUUUACAGCUGUAUAUAAGAUUCAGUCUCUAAGUUUGAUCCUCUGUAGAUGUUACACUAAGGUCACUAGGCGUGAGACCAAAGAAAAUUGUCUCUUUUUUAUGGUAUGGGACAAAAAGCUGAAAUGGUUCCUUCUAUCUUAAUAUCUUUAAGGACAAUUAAUGGAGCUGAGACAGCAGUUGGAAAGUGUCCAAGAGCAACUAAGACAGAGAGACGGACAACUGAGGGAGGCGACACAACAGAUGACAAAUGUUCAAGGGCAACUAAGAGAGAGAGAUGAACAGCUAAGAGAGAGGACGUUGCAGUUGACAAAUGUUGAAAGACAACUACCGGAGAAAGAUGGUCAAUUGAGAGAAAUGACACAACAGCUGUCAAAUAUUCAAAGACAACUAAGAGAGGGAGAAGGACAAGUGAGAGAGUUGACACAGCAGCUGACAAAUUUGCAAGGGCAAGUUCAAGAAAAAGUUGAAGAAAUCACCUCGUUAGAGGAGCAACUGAGGGCAAAAGAAAAAGAAGUGAAUGAACUGGAAAUAUCCCUUGCAACAACUCAGCAAGCGUUACGUGGACGUCAAAGCCAACAGUCACCUGAUUGGGUCAUUUCACGUGAUCAAAUUCAGCUUACAGAGAAAUGUCUUGGUAAGGGAGGUUGGGGAAGUGUUGUCGAAGGCAAGUAUUGUGGCUGCACUGUUGCCGUGAAACAGAUUUACAAGGUGCUUCUGAACCUUUCCUCUCAUAACAGACAAUUGUUUGAGCGAGAAAUGAGCAUCGCUUCAAGAUGCCGCCAUCCUUGUCUGCUGCAGUUCAUUGGAGCAACAAACGAUGAAGGAAGUCCUCUGUUUGUGACAGAGCUCAUGGAAUCGAGUUUACGAAAACUGCUGGAGCAGCGAUCUCCUUCUACAACUGAAGUAGCUGUCAUCUCUCUGGAUGUGGCUCGAGCAUUAAAUUACCUGCACCAAAAGAAACCACGUCCUAUUAUCCACCGCGAUAUCAGCAGCGCCAAUGUGUUGCUAUGGAGACAAGCUGACCAAUGGCGAGGCAAAGUGUCGGAUUAUGGUGCUGCUAAUAUUAUGCAGCAUACCAUGUCAGUUUGUCCAGGUGCUGCAGUAUACAGUGCGCCUGAAGCGUUUACUAAAAAUCAAACUGUGAAGGUAUGUUGUGUCAAUCAUUAG